AUGGAGGUGGUCUUUGUUGGAGGAGGUGCUGGUGGUGCCAAUGACUGGAUGUACCAAAUCAGUAAAGAGACUCGAUGUUGCGAUGAUGUUGAUAGCAGGCGUAGCCUUUUCAGGACUUAUUUGCGGAAACAGAAUGUUCUUUUUGCCUUUGUCAAAUAUAGAAAUAUUCUGAGCGAAAAAAAGCUGCUCAGCACCGAAUGCCCAUCUUUGGAAAAUCUGCAGUUGGCAGACAACACACCUGAUUUUCCUGAGAUUUCACCAGUCAUUGAAGACUCUGGAAAUAAUAGAGGUUGCAUUCGAAAGAAUGACUCCAAGGUGCCCAAUGUUCAUCAAUCUGACAAGUCUCUCCCUUGGAGAAUGGUGUUUUUCCAACAAAUCUGCUCCUUUAGCUUGCUUCUUCGAGCACUCUCCUAUGCUUUAGAUUCUUGGUCUGAAGCUCAAGGUGGUUGA
This is a messenger RNA of Triticum turgidum subsp. durum (durum wheat), 450 nucleotides long. Lineage: Eukaryota; Viridiplantae; Streptophyta; Magnoliopsida; Poales; Poaceae. The record is from the annotation of a GenBank genome assembly.